Labrus bergylta (ballan wrasse) is the source of this 1909-nucleotide messenger RNA. RefSeq names its product EF-hand domain family, member B (gene efhb). The record is from RefSeq and is a predicted model, not a curated record. Gene Ontology annotation, molecular function: calcium ion binding. NCBI's taxonomy places the organism in Eukaryota, Metazoa, Chordata, Actinopteri, Labriformes, Labridae.
UUAAAUUUUCCCAAGGCACGACAGACGGCUGUUUAAAGCAGAAGACAACGACCAAAGCUACCUUGGUGAAUUUACGAUGAAUACGACCGGCAGACAUACUUGUUACCCCCUGAAAAAUGCGGUUAUCUGUCCAAACAUACCGGCUGGAAAACUAAAGCCUUUGGGAGACACUGCCAAUGUCUGCUUACAAGAAAUUGCGAGGCCCCCUACGCCACCAGUGGUAAGGAAAUUUCGCAACAGCACCCAACCAAAACCAGGAGCUAUCCGAGUGCACCAAGGGAAGGCAAAUGAUCCAGAUGUGGCAAGCACCCUUGUCCACGGCAUCAGCACCAAAUCUUGCCUCAGUGGCAGCAGCUUGAUAAAUCCACCCCAAAAGACCUUGUUCCAAGAGAAAUUGCAAGAGCUCAGUGAGACAGGUUACACCUCUAAUAAAAAAGCACCAUUGGGGAGGUCAGACGUUUCUCUUGUUGGACUUCCCAGCUGGUAUAACAACGAAACUACAUUUGGUGUGAAAAUAGUAAAAGGGCCAGAUGUGAGAGAGAUAAUUCACCCUUCAACAACAACUGAGGAGGUGGAGGAGAAAGCUCAGGCGGGACAUGAGUCCUACAUACGGAGCCACAACGCCUAUUUUGUCGGUGAGAGGAUCGAUAGGAACUAUGACUGGAGUCGCUACAGCAAAGACAGUAGGUUCGGGAUCCUCACACCUCAUUUCAAAGACGGAAGGGAUACUUGCAAAACUCUUCGCUGGCUGGGGGAGUCACAGAAGUUUUACAAUCCAACGACUGUUUGGAUGAGAUCUGGAAACAGGGAAAAGAUGAUGGCAGCACUUGGGCAAACAAACAAAAUGGAAGGAAAAAGCUCGAGUGCACCACCAGAUCAACCCCAUGGAAACCUCAUACCAGUGGAUGAAAUAGGAGUUGGAGAGUUGAUCCACUCGGCAGAGCCUGGCCAGUACACGAGAGGCCGAGAUCGACAGCGCAGCUUGGUCAACGCAGUGCGAAACCACCUCAAGACAGCCAACUUCCAAAAAUUCCCCUCCCUGCUGGAGGCGUUUAGUCAUUAUGACAGGAAAGGCAAAGGGAUGAUUGACAAAGAGGACCUGCAGGCAGUGUGCAGUCAGUUCCAGUUGGGUGUGAGUGAGCCGGUUAUAGAUGACCUGAUGGACUACUGCGACCUAGACAGAGAUGGACAAAUCAACUUCCUGGAGUUUGCAAAUUUCCUCAACUGGAAGGACACGAUGCCUAUCAAAAGUCAUGGACAAUUCUACAAGACAAAUGAGCGUCAGACCAGCUGGGCUCCAGCAAACAUAGAGAGGAAGACGUCAUCAGAAUCAGCACAGCCUUCUUCCUCUGAGGUCUUGGUUAAGCCUGAGGACCUGGAGCCUGUCCAGCCAGGAACCUCACUUAAGACCCUCAAGACUCUGAGGCGACCCAGGGUAGUCACAGAACACUUUAGGACGUCCUCCUCCCUCAUCGGGUCUUCCAGUGAUGGCCGGUUGGCAUCAAGCAGCCGUACCUAUGGGCUCCCGUCCAUGCGCUCCGACCUUCCUGCUCCCCGCAUAAAAAGAGUUAGUGAUACGACCAACUACGGUGACACAUCCACUGCCAGAGAUCUCCUUUAUCCAUCAGUUCAUGCCAGUCAGGGUGUUUAUGAGGAGCACCUUGUCUGUCCUCGCACAAAAACAGAGAUCGCAGAGAUUUUCAAGAAUGUGGGUGUGACUUUGUCUGAGGAGACGUUUGAAGAGGCCUGGAAGCUGGCGUCCAUGAAGCAUCCUUCAGGGGAGGUUUGUGUUGAGGACUUCCAUAACGUACUCAAAGAAAUAAAAGCAAUGUGAUGCUCAAUAGGUGUUGACCAGCACAGUGUUUCCUCCACACAGUUAAUAUUUCAGUCCAGACAAUAUCCGCUUCAU